GGCAAGUACAGGACCGGUAGAGCAAAUGAGCGAGAUGCAGCAAUAUACGAACGUCAAAAACCCUCGCCAUCGUUGUACGGGGAAAGUGUUUUGUCCGAAUUCUGCUUGGUCGUAUUUAUAAAGUCACAAGAGUCUCCUUGUUGGAAAGAUCGCUCUGGCGAAGAAGAAACAAUAAAAAAAGAAAAACUAACUCCCCAGGUCCGUUCGUGUUUGCGUGUGUGUGUAUGUGAACUAAUUACGCGUCGUCCCGGCUCGUCCCGCUUGGCCAUCAAACAUUCAUAAACUCAUACAAACUCACACAAGCAAAAACCCUUUUUCCGGCACCAGCUGAUGCAUACCAGGUGCAGUGAGAGUGAGUGAAUGAGGGAAACGGUGGUGAACUAAUCAGUGUUCAAUACCAGCACCGGCAACGCCGUAUUCAUCGCCAUCCUCAUCCACACGCCAAGCGCUUCCUCGUGCAGCGACGCACCCAACUGCUCACAGUCCGGCAACUCGGAACGGUGUGCCGCCGCUGUGUGUGCCUGUGUCUGCCCUUAACCUUCUGCUCCGCGCUCGCGACCGCAGAGGCGACGACUGGACGCCGCCGCCGCCCAUCCACCGUAGUGGAACGGUUUAGAUGCACCGGCGACCACCGUGCUGCUGCGUACGACAACGCCGACGAGCAGCUCCGUGAGCGUGGCGUGCCGCUGGGACAACCACCGUUCGCGCUUUUUAAUGCUUCUCUGACGCUCUUGCCGUCCCGCUCCGUUACUGCUGGCCUGCCGCUGCUGCUGCUGCUGCUGCUACUGUUGCUGACACGAUCCGUGCCACCGGACGGACUGCUCUGACCUCGCCUGAGUGAGUGAGCGGGUGUGGGUGUGUGUGUGCAUGCGCUUCCCUAGCGAGCCGGUUCGGCAGAAGUGCAAGAAGGCAGCCGCCAGCCAAACACCGCAACAGCGGACAGUACGUUUCCCGCCCGCAGCUUAAGCUUCUCUUUAACCCCUACACGCUACUCUUUUUGCGCGCAGUACCAAACGUGGACCUUCGCCGGACAAAAUGGCACCAACGACAACAAUCGAAACCGUCACCAUCACGCGACCACUGAAGGUCAUUGCGUUCAUCUGUGGCGUAAUUGUCAUCAUUCUCAUGAUACUGGCCCUCACCUCCACCGACUGGCUGAUGGCGGAGAGCUGGCGCCAGGGCCUGUUUGUGCACUGCAUCGAGGAGGGGUACGAGCUGCCGCUACCGUUCAACCUGCAGGAUCCGGCCGGCUGCUAUCCGAGCCGCGAUGUCGCCUACAUCAAGGCGACGGCGGCGCUCUGCAUCAUCACGCUCGUUACCGAUGCGCUGGCCACCUUCCUGACCGGGCUGGGGCUGCGCACGCAGGAUCACAACCUCAAGUACAAGUUCUACCGUGUGGCCGUGCUGAUCAUGAUGGUUGCCCUCAUCUCGCUGCUGGUCGCCGUCAUUCUGUACCCGAUUUGCUUCGCUGCCGAGCUGAAUAUUGCCAACCGACUGGUGUGGGAGUUCGGCUGGGCGUACGGUGUCGGCUGGGGUGCGGCCAUCUUCCUGUUCGGUGCGGUCGUCCUGCUGCUGUGCGACAAGGAGUCGGAGGAGAUCUACUACAAGGAAAGGAAAAUUGUACACGACGCAUCGUUAAGAGACUAGGCCAGGGCACACGCUCUGCCCGACGUUGUGCUUUAGACCUAGUCUAGCGAAGAGAGAGAACUCAAGAGAAGACCACGCUCAAAUCACACAAAUCGCCCCCCCCCUCUCCCUUCCUUCACUUCCACUCCCGCUCCUCCCUUUCAUCGAAGCAAAACCGAGGCACCGAAACGACGGACAGCGGGAGAGAAAGUCCCCGUGACACAGCACCCGCGUUGUGCCUGAAAAGCAGCCUGAGCAGCAGCAUUUGCAACUGGACCAACUGGCCAGGGGGAAGCAAAGGAGCAAAGCGCAAAGCCGCCAUCCCCGAAACGCUCCGUACUGAAUCUCUGAAAUGCGCUAGGCAGCUAAAGAAAUUCGGAUGUUCGUUGGUUGCGCUUUGCAAAAGCCACCUGAAACGAAAGGCUUGGGCGGUGGGGAACGGCCGGGACGAGCGUCUAGUAUUUAUUGAAUUGCCACGAAUUGCCAUAAGUAUGCUCGCACCAUCCUCCCCCCCCCCCCCCCACCCCCAUCUACCAUUGAAUCUCAAUUGACGGCGGCCAAGUAGGUGGAACUUGCGUACAAACACUGUACAUACAAAAUCCUUUUGGGUCCAUUGGGGUUUGAGCAUUUGCUAGCGACAGAAAAAAAAACCCACAACAACAGGUAAAACAGAGCAAACCACGGCAACCAUUCCCUUUCGUACUACAGCCAGGAACGCCAUUCUCCCUCACCUCCACUUACCCUCAUCCCAAGCACGCGAGCAGCACGCGACAAUGAAACGAUAUCGAAACAAAAAACACAAAAUGACCGGGAGUGGACGCACGUGCGCGAAAAGGGCACGCAGCGGCGCUCACACACACACACACACUCACACCACACAUCACGCUCUUGUUUUACAUUCUCUUGAAAACGAUCGGGCAGCGUUUUUCUUUUCCAGCGUCUUUCUUCUUCGUCGUGUCUACCUUGUGGUAGCAUCUAGGCAAACAGACUAGACAAAGUAAAGCGAAGAACGGAAGGCAACAACAACAAACAAAAAGAAGACAACACACACACACACACAUAAAGAACACUUAGGGCUUAGCUUAACAGGGGCAACCAUCUCUAGGUGGUUCACAAGCCGUCGGGAUUUGUGUAGCGGGCGGGACAGAAAAAGGCAGCAAAUUCGCUUAGGGCACACCCAGGCCCGGCCAGACGACGAGCUACAGUUGCCUUCCCUUCGCCCUUCCCUUCCCCCCCCCCUCUCUCUGUCAUCCCCUCCUAUUUAACAAACGAUCAACACACACACACUCUCUCACACACACACAUAUACAACAUAAAACAAAUAUGGUAAUUAAAAUCAAAGCGAAUUCUUGUCAUGUAAAUUAGAAUUGAAUACUCAAACGUUUUUAAACGAAUAAUCGAGCCUCUCGUGUAAUAUAUACAAACAUACAUACAUGCAUGCAUACAUACAUACAUACAUACUUAUAUUAACAACAAAUUACUUUUUUUCGUCGUUAUUUGCCCCCCCCCCCCCCCGUUCCCUCCCACAAACAGAAUAAGGCUAAAAUGAAUCUCUAAUCCAUUUUUUUUUUAAUUUUUCGUUUGUAAAAUGACACUCAAACGACAAACCGGGGUCGAGGUAGGAGCUCAGACAUUCGCUACAGCCUAUAGUCCAGCCAGGACUGCGUCCUACCACGGGGUGCUAGGGGGAAAAUAAAGGGAGAAAAAAUAGGCCCUGCUUGCGGGGAAAUAAUUUCCAAAAGCUUUUUUCUCGUACACCCCACCAACGGACCCCGGACCCCGAGGGGAGUAAACAAUCACUAGUAAUCUUCCCCAUCCUCCCUCCCUCCCUUCCUCCCCAUCUCACACCUUCAACCCUUAAUUUUGUUAGACGAUACAGCAGAGCGUGUAGUGGACGAGCUAAGGAAAAGGCAGCGCAAAGUAUUUCGUAUCUUUUUUUUUUAACUAGACAAGUGUCAAUUGUGUAAAUAGCCGCGUACAAUGAAUUCAUUCAUCCAUUAACCAACCACAACCAUGUAUAACCGCCCACGAACACGAAAAGACAAACAAACAGUCACACACACACAUACAUGCAAGGAAUUAAAAAAACAACAGUUGUAAUAAAAUAAUUUAAACAUAUCUAUUGUACACGAAAAGCUGGGGGCUUUGGUUGUUAUUUAUUUUUUUGUUUGUUUUUUAUUUAUUUCGGGGGAGAUUUUUAGUUUUCUGUUUUUGGAAUUGAAUAAAGUUUAGGAACAAAAAGUGGAACAAAAUCAGAAAGUACACGCACAGACAGGAGACCAGGGGGCCAACCAGAAGAAAAAAAAAAACAAAAACCCGUAACGAGGACGAGCUCACACAGACGCUCUGCUUAAUUGCUUUCGAUGGCGCGAUUUGCUAUUGGACCCAUCCGCCCAUCUACCCAAAAAUCCAACUCGGAACAUUUUUGCGUGUCUUUUGUUGUUGUUGUCGUGUUUGUUUACAGGAAAACAGCGCACCGGCUCCCAAGGCUAGCUCGCAUUAGCCAUUUAAACGUUAAAUAUGCAUAGGUCGCGCGGUAGCACUAGACAUAACAUUACGUUGGGACAAACAAGCCCCUCCCGGAAGUAAAUUACACGGUAAAAAACGGCAUUUGCAGCAAAAAAAAAACAAAAAUGCGGUUUGGGACGCGUCCGUUAAUUAAAAAAAAAAGAAAAAGAAAAAGAGAAGCCAGAAAGCGUUUCGAGUAGUAGGGCUAGAGGGGGAGGAUAAUUAUAUGGAUUAGAACUAUGGUUGAAUUGAGCAAAAGGAAUACUAACACUACUAAUUAGAUUGGCCUUAGCAGGAUGAGGGCUACGGAAAGAAGCACAAAAAAACAAUUAUAAAGAUUGAAAAAAAAAAAGAAAUGAAUAAAGAGGAGAAAGUGCAACGGACGCAAAAGGGAAAAUCAUUUUUGCAACAACCAAACUACAAAACUAGAAAGGAAAAUGCAAACAAAAAAAAAACACAUAUCGUAAUGAUUGAAGUUUUGGGAGUGCAAACAACAACAAAAAAAAAGAAAAGAAACAGGAAUUAAUCAUACACACCUAAACCUAAACCGCUGCUGCAGUAAAUGGGCGGACGCGCAAACUUGGCCCCGCCAAUCCGUUUCGCCCCAUCCCAUUCGCGCGGUACAGUUUAGAAACAAUCAACAAAAAAAAAUGGUAAUCGAUUUUUGUCAAUUUUCGGGAUUUUCGGGGAUAUGCGACAGUUUCGCAGGGAGCAGGGGGCUAAUGGAAAUAAAAAAUAAAAAAUUAACUAACAGGAGAAGAAAAAAAGCAGCAACAGCAAAACAAUACUGGGAAUGGAUAUUGCAGUGUUUUCCGGGGGUUCUCAUAGUUGUGGGACCCUUCCUUGACUCUUUUUUGUAAGCAGUGAACCUUCAUAUGAUGGAAUUUGGACUCUAUGGCACCCUUAUUGGACAGCCUCCUUGGAAAUUCCUAUUGGAGUUGUUCCACAAGGGUGCUAUAUACACCAAUUCCCAUUACAUUAGGUUCAUUUCACGGAAGAAGGAGUCAAUAAAUCGACCCACAGCAAGGAGAACUCCUGGAAAACCCUGUAAAGAUAACUUACUGCUGGUAAAGUAAUUGUUGCGGUGGUACCAGAGCUUCUCUUUGUACCCUUCCACCCCUCUUUGCCGCCGGCACUAAAGGCUAAAGCUAAAUGUGUACAUCCUCUUUGUAUGGAUUGUAGGUUUCCAGGCGCGACCGCCUGUCCCCCCUCCCGCUAACCCCGGCGGAAAAGCCCGGCAUCCCAAAUGGGCAAAAGGGGGUUGGCGGUGACGGUAGGGCCCACAGUACUAUUACUACUACUAUUACCACUACUGCUACUACUAUUACGGCUCUCCUUCUCCUCACGUAAUGAUUUAAUUUGAUAAAAAUUAAAAAAAAAAUGGAGAAAGAAAAAAAAACAAACCAAACCAAACGCUAUGUAAACGCGAAAACAAUAAAGAGCGGCACGCAGAGACCGUGCGUUUCAGAAAGGUAA
Anopheles gambiae (African malaria mosquito) is the source of this 5610-nucleotide messenger RNA. RefSeq names its product transmembrane protein 47. Bases 1036 to 1647 code for a protein of 203 amino acids. Gene Ontology annotation, biological process: cell-cell adhesion. The transcript is spliced from 7 exons. NCBI's taxonomy places the organism in Eukaryota, Metazoa, Arthropoda, Insecta, Diptera, Culicidae. Gene Ontology annotation, cellular component: membrane; cell-cell junction. The record is from RefSeq and is a predicted model, not a curated record.